GUAGUGCGUGGUUGGCGUUAUUAAUUACUCCCCUUGUGCGAAAGGGAGCACUCGAGGCCUCCCAUGAUAUGCCAAUUCCACAGCCGAGCGAAGCAGCCAAUGAUCGUAAGGUAUGUAGUAUGCAUCGCAAGCGAACCUCUCGUGACCUCCACUACCUCAUCAUACUAUAGUGAAGAACGUGCAAAGGAGCGAUCCAAGUGAUUGCUAAAUUUAACAUUUUAUGGAGCUCGGCAGCAAAGGUUUGGGGGGCUGGGGGUCCACGAUUACAAUUAUGCCAGUUGAAGAGGUUUAUUGUGGUCGGCCCAUUUUGCUUUCGCGGACACUUGCGUGGGGUCUGGCACACGGCGUCUAUUCUUGUUCUCACCGCCACCAAUGCAUUCCUAAGACAUUGGCUUUGUUGCCCCACCGAGGUUUUAAUUCAAUUGUGGUGUGUCGGGAACGGCUCGCUGCGCUGUGGGCUCCAGCGCACGGCAUCUAUUCUCGUCUCAUCAAAUAUCCAGCUGAACUGGGCUACUUUUAUCUACCGUGCUGUCAAGUGUUAAUAUUGGGCACCUCUGGUUCUCUUGCAUUGUCUCCGACAAGUUUCGGAUUGUCACGCCCCUGCCGCCACUGCUGCACCAAAGUCUUUAAAACCCCACUUCUUAUGCCGGUCAUUCUCGAUCGUCUGCAUGGCGCGUAAUAAUAACCCAAAUGGAAAAAAAAAAUCACUAUGGCUCCACCUAGUGGCUCGGAUGUGCGCGAGCGCAGACGUUUCGAUCUCAAGUCUAGA
This is a messenger RNA of Cantharellus anzutake, 769 nucleotides long. RefSeq lists its product as uncharacterized. NCBI's taxonomy places the organism in Eukaryota, Fungi, Basidiomycota, Agaricomycetes, Cantharellales, Hydnaceae. The record is from RefSeq and is a predicted model, not a curated record. The transcript has 2 exons. The coding region runs from base 221 to 679 and encodes 152 amino acids.